AUGGCUCGUUUACCAGUCACGUCCACGAACUAUGGGUUGCCCGGCAGAACACAUCAAGUUACAAGACACGACUUAUUAGAAAAGACCUUGGGCAUCCCUCAAUACCGUCAGCAAAAUUCCCACACACGUGGCAGCUGGGAACUUUAUGAUAGCGACUUGGCUAUUCAAUCUGCGGAUACAUUGAUGCAGUUCCCAAUUUUGGAUCAAGGUCAGAUUUCGCACUUCUUGCUCCUCACUCUUUGUGGGAGCCACUCGACUCGAGCUACGGGGCCAAUGGGCCGAAAGCGAACUCUCGAUGAAACUGAAAGGAUCAAGCUGAUCCGGGUCAAGAUAAAACAGUACUUGGUUUGA
Molecule: messenger RNA, 351 nt
Organism: Penicillium psychrosexuale
Lineage: Eukaryota; Fungi; Ascomycota; Eurotiomycetes; Eurotiales; Aspergillaceae
Exons: 4
Coding region: 1-351 (116 amino acids)
Source: RefSeq, a predicted model, not a curated record